Molecule: messenger RNA, 552 nt
Organism: Cladophialophora immunda
Lineage: Eukaryota; Fungi; Ascomycota; Eurotiomycetes; Chaetothyriales; Herpotrichiellaceae
Exons: 1
Coding region: 1-552 (183 amino acids)
Source: RefSeq, a predicted model, not a curated record
AUGCCGACAUCUACGCUGGCCAAGGUCAUUGAAAUGCCUAGCAACGACCACGGAAUAUCAAACAUCAUAAGAGCAAUAAUCGGUGUACAAGUCGACCCUGGUAAGCGAGAGCUGAGGCCGAGAUGCAUUCGUUGCGGCAAAGCCCGUUCUGCAAAGUAUCGCCGAAAUAGUGCAUCGACAGAGAUAUGCUCAAGACCAGCGUGUGAUUCCUAUGUCAAGGGCAUUGUUCCGACCGAAGAGGCCCAGGAGAAACAUAUCGUCUUGGAGGUCCAUCACUAUUUCCAUGAGCAUGGGGAAUCGGACCCCAGCCCAGCGCAGCCUCAACUUGCGGAAGUGUCUGGCGAAAGUGCAGCAGAAAGGCGACUAGAAAUGCCAGACAACUGGUCGCAUCGUGUCACUCGAGCGAUGGCCAGACAGUACGAGGCUAACAUCAAUGAACGCCCUCCAUCCUAUCGAAGUUUUAAUAAACCCACUUUAGUACUUUCAGGUUCUACUCCUUGCUCGGCAACAGCGGCUCAAGCCCAAGAUAGUAAGUCAUUGAUGAACUAUUAG